AUGUCUAUCUACACGGCCUCCACGACUGCGCCUGUCAACAUCGCGACCCUCAAAUACUGGGGAAAGCGGGACAAGACCCUUAACUUGCCCACAAACUCUUCCAUCUCUGUGACGCUUGCGCAAGAAGACCUGCGGACGCUAACGUCUGUCGCCACAAGCGAGUCCUUCACGGAGGACCAGCUAUGGCUCAACGGACAGCCCGAGUCCCUGCAGGGUGAGCGUACGCAGCACUGCCUUCAGGACUUGCGUAACUUGCGUUCGCGCAUUGAGGCUCAGGAUUCCAGCCUGCCUCGCAUGUCGCAGUGGAAACUGCACAUCGUGUCGGAAAACAACUUCCCCACAGCCGCGGGGCUAGCUUCAUCUGCAGCGGGGUUUGCCGCCCUCGUUAUGGCUAUUGCCAAGCUCUACCAACUACCUGACUCCCACUCCGAGAUCUCCAAAAUUGCUAGAAAAGGAUCUGGUUCCGCCUGCCGGUCUUUGUUCGGUGGCUACGUUGCCUGGGAAAUGGGAUCCGAGCCUGACGGCUCCGACUCUAAGGCUGUGGAAGUCGCUCCUCAGUCCCACUGGCCCGAGAUGAAGGCUGCUAUUCUUGUUGUUAGCGCCGACAGAAAGGACACUCCAUCUACUAGCGGCAUGCAGCAUACCGUGGCUACUUCCGACUUAUUCCAGGAGCGUAUACGCAACGUGGUUCCCAAGAGAUUCGAGGAGAUGAAGCAGGCCAUCCAGGACCGCGACUUCACCCGGUUUGCCGAGCUCACUAUGCGUGACUCUAACUCUUUCCACGCUACUUGUUUGGACUCAUUCCCUCCAAUUUUCUACAUGAACGAUACCUCCCGCAAGAUCGUGAAGCUCUGUCACCAGAUCAAUGCCUUCUACGACGAGACCAUCGUGGCUUACACUUUCGACGCUGGUCCCAACGCUGUUUUGUACUACCUCCAAGAGAACGAAGCCAAACUCAUGGCCUUUGUGCAUCAUGUGUUCCAAAAGAACUCUGGCUGGGACACCAAGUUCUCUCAAAACGACCUCGAGAAAUUCAGUGAAGUCUUCAAGACUCGCGUCGCCCCAGAGGUGGCCUUUGAGUUUGACGAAGAACUUUACAAGGGUGUCUCCCGUGUCAUCCUUACUCAAGUUGGUCCAGGGCCCCAGGACACCACUGAAUGCCUCAUCAACAAAUCUACGGGCUAUCCUAACUAA
Lachancea thermotolerans CBS 6340 is the source of this 1194-nucleotide messenger RNA. RefSeq names its product diphosphomevalonate decarboxylase MVD1 (gene MVD1). The record is from RefSeq and is a predicted model, not a curated record. NCBI's taxonomy places the organism in Eukaryota, Fungi, Ascomycota, Saccharomycetes, Saccharomycetales, Saccharomycetaceae. Gene Ontology annotation, molecular function: ATP binding; diphosphomevalonate decarboxylase activity. Gene Ontology annotation, cellular component: cytosol. The coding region runs from base 1 to 1194 and encodes 397 amino acids. Gene Ontology annotation, biological process: isoprenoid biosynthetic process; isopentenyl diphosphate biosynthetic process, mevalonate pathway. The transcript has 2 exons.